This is a messenger RNA of Portunus trituberculatus (swimming crab), 3742 nucleotides long. RefSeq lists its product as uncharacterized. The record is from RefSeq and is a predicted model, not a curated record. Lineage: Eukaryota; Metazoa; Arthropoda; Malacostraca; Decapoda; Portunidae. The transcript is spliced from 2 exons. Bases 2443 to 2898 code for a protein of 151 amino acids.
GAAAAUCGUUAUUGCCUUUGCUAUUAUUAUUAUUAUUAUUAUUAUUAUUAUUAUUAUUUAUUUAUUUAUUUUUCUAAUUUUUUGCUUUUCAAUUGCAAAUAAUGAUGGAAAUUGGAAUAUUUUAACUUUUUCUAAUCAAACAAGAAAAAAAAAAACGAAGAGUGACAAACAUGAACUGAGCAGGACAAGCAAGUACAACAAACAAACAAACAAACAAACAAACACAGUGAUAAUAAGUAAACAGACAAACAACAAAAUAACAGCUUUCUUAUGUUUUUCUUGGGUGACGUACAAACAUACAAACAAACACAAGCAAUGGACAGUUUUUCUAUGUUAGUUAAAUGCUCUUCUUCUUCUUCCUCCUCCUCCUCCUCCUCCUCCUCCUCCUCCUCCUCCUCCUCCUCCUCCUCCUCCUCCUCCUCCUCCUUCUCCACGUUUUCUUUUACUUUACUAUUUUUUUUCUGUAUAUGUAUCUAUCUGAGUCUAUCUACCUACCUAUCUGUCUAUCUAUCUAUCUACCUAUCUCUAUCUAUCUAUCUAUCUAUCCAUCUACACUCCUUAUCUUAUCAUCACAACUGAGGCUAAUCCUGCAAAGAGUUACUGAUAUAGAUAAAAAACCAAACUACUACUACUACUACUACUACUACUACUACUACUACUACUACUACUACUACUACUACUACUACUACUACUACUAGGCAUUAUCCAUGAUCGGUGAGGCUUGAUGCUGUAAUAUUACUAGUUAAGGAUCUACUACAAGACUUUCCCCGCUCAAGUCCUUCGCGCCUUCCCGCUAUCCCACCGCUGCCACCAGUGUGAGGGAGAGAGCGAGACGGGCAGUGAGUGUGUACGUGUGCAUGUGUGAUGAGCUGAGUUCAUUAUGUACGUGGUGAUGCAAAGUUAACCAUGGUGUUUGUGUAUAAGAAUAAGUGUGUACAUAAUAAACUGGGAUAAGUGCAGUACAUGUGAUAGUACAGGGUGAAACACGAGCCUAUGCGAGCUUUGCUAGAGGGGAAGGUACAGGUUAUUCUAAAGGGCAAAUGUUCUAUUGGCAGGUGCAGUUUGAGGCGUUCAGCCAUGGUGUGUGAAAGUCAGGUGUGGGUGGGCAUACAAAGGCCAGGCUGGGGUGGAUGGAGGCGGGUAAUGUGAGGACAGUAACCAUGCCGAUGAUCUGAAAGUGAAUAGCAAUCAUGAACAUGAUGAGGUGAUAAACUGCUUGGCGUCAUUUACUGCCCAGGGGGGGAGGGGAGCAAAAGCCAGUAGAAAAGCAGGGGUUGUUAGUCAGAGCACACACUUUCCCUCCACGACAGUGACUAUGAAUACAAUAUAUUCAUAUUGGGUUAGAAAACUUAUACCAGUGCACAGUUGAGUGGGUAAUGUGUAUGUCGCAAUACCACACCUGACCCUCACACCACUGCUAGUAACGCCUCAGAAUACACCUGCCUACAGAACAUUUACUACUUAUACCACACCCUGUACCUUCACCUCUCCCAACAUCCCCACAAACUCAUGUUACACUCUGUAUAAACGUAUAUGUUGUUUCCACUAUUAUUGUUAUUUGUUACUAUUAUUAUUAUUAUUAUUAUUAUUAUUAUUAUUAUUAUUAUUAUUAUUAUUAUUAUUAUUAUUAGUGUUUAUUUUUAUUUUUCUGGAAGUUUAUGGAUUUUUUCCUGAUUAUAAAAUUUUCUUCGUUUUUCUUAAUUUCAUUUUUUUGGUUUGCAUAAACGUAAAAUUAUAAAGAGUUAGAAACUGCAUUAUUAUUAUUAUUAUUAUUAUUAUUAUUAUUAUUAUUAUUGGUGGCAGCACUUUAUUGGUUCAUUUACGUAUUUUAAUUGUUUAUGUAAUAGCGUGGUGUGAGGGAAGGCCACAACACAAAGAGCGAGGGAGGAGCGGGAAGUCUUGGUCUGUGUGACUACAACAAGCUGUAAAAAAUUGACUUGUGACUUGUGAACAGUUUACAGAUAUUUGGUGAAUAAAAAAUGUUACUUUAUCGAAUUUUUGUAUCAUAAGGACUUCGUUUACUUGGUUUUCUAUUGGUUCAAAUGUUCUUCUUUGUGCCGUGUUAUGAAGCACUAAUAACCCCACUAUUUCAACAGGCUCUCUCUCUCUCUCUCUCUCUCUCUCUCUCUCUCUUGCUGAUGAUUAAACUUUUGCGAAGCGCACUCACAUACACACAUCAAAUCUUACUUCUUAACAAAGGCAGAAACAAAACAAGCCUACGAUAGAUAAUACGUAGAAAACAAGAAUAACAGAUUACAUACACGGAAAAGAAUAAAUAUAUGACGUAAUUAAAUCAUAUCAUAUUUGUCUUCCUGUAAGUUCUAUACAUAGGAGACAUAUCACACUAUUAUCUCCUGCUCCUUCCCUCUCUCUCUCUCUCUCUCUCUCUCUUAAUGUCAUAGGGUCACGGAAGGAAGAUCCAGUCUCCACCAGUGCCUCAGAAUGUCGUCUGGUGCCAACUGUCUGUCUGUCCGUUGUCUGAAGGGGGAAGAGUUUGCAGACAAGGCUUGUGUCCAAUCCACCGAUUCCUGUCAACUCUCCAUCGUCUGUCUUGUAUUGGGUGUCUCGGCGCUGCUCAUCCUCGCUCUGUCCAGCCUCUCCUCCUGCCUCCUACUCCACUGCAGGAAGCCCCCACGUCAACAACCCCCUCACCUACGCCCACAAGCCCUCAACCUACGCCCACAACCCCCUUACCUACACCCACAGGCCUGUCAUCCACGCCCACGCCCCAGCACGCCUGUAGUUCACUUUACGGCCCCACACACGCCUCGUCUUAAUGGCGGCGUGGCUAACAAGGCAGAGGAAGCUAUUUCUGAAACUCUCACUCUCUCGCCCUCGAAUGGUCUCACUAGUCAUGAUAGUUUUAAUAGCAUAUAUGGGAUGGACUUCACUGACUGACUGACUGGCUGGCUGACUCAUUUCUUCUCUAUUUCUUCUUUUUUUUUUUAUAUAUAUAUAUAAGAGGGACACUGCCCAGGAACUACGUACAGUGAAAUAAAAGGUGCCAUAAAGGUGCCAAAAGAAAGGCCAGAAGAUAAUGCAAAAUAUCAGGAUCUGUGUGUUGAAGCCUCCCUCCUGAAAGAGUUCAAGCUAAAAGGAAGCAGAGAAGCAGGCAGGGAGUUCCAUAGUGUGCUAGAGAAAGAGAUGAAUGGUUGAGAGUACUGGUUAACUCUUGCAUUACAGAGUUGGACUGAGUUGUGGUACGCAUAUAUAAGAUUCCAUUGUGAUUUAUGGUAACAGUGAUAAUAACAUACAAGUGGCAGUAAUUGUUUGUUUUUUUCCUUUAUUUUUGCGGAACUGUUUUUUUUUUUUUUACUUUCUUAUUCUUUUGUGCGAAGAAAUUUAUGUAUGGGAUUCCACUGCUUACUACACACAUGCACACACAUACACAGACUGCUGAGUGAAAAAGCCCUACACAUUAAGAGGCUUGCCCAUUUAAACACACACACACACACACACACACACACACACACACACACACACACACACACAUACUCACAUUUCAUUAUCUAUUUUGUCUAUUUAGAACUAAGCACAUAAAGAAAACAUUGAUAUAAAGAUAAAUUGUCUAAGUUUUAUACAUUUCAUGGCACAGAUAAACCUUUACGUGUAUCACCUCAGUAUGAACAUAGAAGAUUUGAUAUUAUUGGUCCAACAUCUCAAAAUGAACACUUUAUACUCUCAAAAAAAUGCUAAAUAAUUGUAAAUCUCUUAUAGACACCAUUAAAUAUAUAUAAAGAUA